This is a messenger RNA of Erythranthe guttata (spotted monkey flower), 3736 nucleotides long. It is a transcript of the gene RCK, whose product is annotated as DNA helicase ROCK-N-ROLLERS. Lineage: Eukaryota; Viridiplantae; Streptophyta; Magnoliopsida; Lamiales; Phrymaceae. The record is from RefSeq and is a predicted model, not a curated record. Gene Ontology annotation, molecular function: nucleic acid binding; ATP binding.
AUAGACUUUGUUCAUUUUCAGUUUUUUCGUUGUAUGAGUUUACGUAUGGAUACCUACGCACUGAAGGCAGUGACCGACUUACCGGCUCCUUUUCGCUCAGCUUUUAGUUUCAGGUACUUCAACUCGUUGCAGAGUGAAUGCUUUUCCACUUGCUACCUUUCGGAUGUAAACAUGGUUAUUUCAGCACCAACCGGGAGUGGAAAAACCGUACUAUUUGAGUUAUGCAUUAUGAGGCUCUUCUCCAAGUUCAUCACGGGUGAUGGAAGAUUCACCCAUCAUAAGGGGACUCUUAAAACAAUCUACAUCGCGCCUUCAAAGGCCUUGGUACAAGAGAAGCUCCGGGAUUGGACUAAGAAGCUUGGAUCGCUAGGAAUAAACUGCCUCGAGCUAACGGGUGAUAAUGAGUACUACACUAUCAAGAGUAUACAAGAUGCUGACAUUAUUCUUACAACACCUGAGAAGUUUGAUGCUGUGACUCGUUAUCGCAUAAAAGAUGGAGGCUUGAGCUUCUUCAGUGAUAUUUCUUUGGUGCUUAUUGAUGAAGUUCAUUUGCUCAACGAUCCUCGAGGAGCGGCACUAGAAGCAAUAGUCAGCAGAAUUAAAAUGCUUUCUCGCAAUCCUGAAAUGCAAUCAUGUGCUUUAUCCCUUGUUCGUUUCCUAGCUGUUUCUGCUACUAUCCCAAAUAUCAAUGACCUGGCGGAGUGGCUAAUGGCUCCACCUCAGGGGAUUAAAAGAUUCGGAGAAGAAAUGAGACCUGUAAAGUUGACUACUAAAGUUUUUGGGUACACACCAGCAAAAAAUGACUUCUUAUUUGAAAAGCGUCUUCAGAACUACAUUUUUGACCUUCUCACACAAUUUUCUGGAGGAAAAUCUGCCUUGAUCUUUUGUUCGACCAGAAAAGGAGCACAAGAAGCAGCACAACGACUCACUCAGAUUGCAAUGACUUUUGGUCAUUCAAGCCCUUUCAUCAAAAGCAGAGAACAGCAGGAAAGGUUAAGGGAAGCGUCAUUAUCAUGUGGCGACAAACAAAUGCAGUCUUACAUAAUUUAUGGAGUUGGAUAUCAUAAUGGCGGGCUUUCUAUGAAGGAUCGCAACCUCAUUGAAGGCCUUUUUCUGAAUGGCGAUCUUCAAAUAUUGUGCACCACAAAUACUCUUGCACACGGAAUUAAUCUACCGGCGCAUACUGUCGUCAUCAAGUCAACACAAUAUUUCAACAAGGAGAAAGGAAUCUACAUGGAAUAUGAGCGAUCUAUGGUAUUACAGAUGUGUGGAAGAGCAGGUCGUCCUCCAUUUGAUGACACGGGGAUGGUCAUAAUUAUGACCAGAAGAGAAACAGUCCAUUUGUAUGAGAAUUUAUUAAGUGGAUGUGAAAUGGUGGAAUCACAAUUGCUUCCAUGCGUUACAGAACACCUUACUGCAGAGAUAGUUCAAUCAACUGUCUCAGAUAUAACUAGGGCGAUUGAAUGGAUGAAAUGUUCAUACUUGUAUGUGAGAAUGAAAAAGAAUCCCGAACACUAUUCAAUUGCGAAAGGGCUGUCGAGUGAUCGAAUAGAGAAACAUUUGCAAGAGAUCUGUGUACAUAAAGUAAACGAAUUGUCGCAAUAUCAGAUGGUCUGGACUGAUGAAGAUGGUUUCUUCUUGAAGCCACUUGAGCCAGGAAACUUGAUGACGAAGUACUAUCUGAAGUUUGACACAAUGAAGCACAUUAUACAAGCCCCUGAAAACUGCAGCAUGGAAGAGACACUUCAUAUUAUAUGUCGGGCAGAAGAAAUUGCAUGGAUACAGCUGAGACGGAAUGAAAAGAAGUUCCUAAAUGACAUAAAUAAUGAAAAAGAUGGCCGGCUUCGCUUUCACGUCCUUGAUGAUAAAGGAAAGCGGAAAAAGCGCAUCCAAACUAGAGAAGAUAAAAUAUUUGUUCUGGUGAAUGACUGCUUGACUGGGGAUCCUUUAGUGCAUGACUUAUCCAUGAGCCAGGACACGAAUUCCAUAUGCUCAAAUGGGUCUAGAAUUGCGAAGUGCAUGAAAGAGUAUUUCAUGUAUAAGAAGAGCUACAAAGGAGCUUUGAAUGCAACACUACUAGCCAACUGUUUACAUCAGAAGUUAUGGGAUAAUAGCCCAUACUUGCUAAAACAAUUACCAGGCAUCGGAAUGGUGACCGCAAAGGCACUGCAUUCGAUGGGGGUAACAUCAUUUGAGACCCUCUCUGAAGCUGAUCCAAGAAAGAUAGAGUUGGUGACGGGUAGAAAAUAUCCGUUUGGGAACCAUAUCAAGGAGUCGUUGCUUUCGCUACCCCCAAAAGUUAAGAUGGUAAUUGAGGAAACUGAGGGACAACGGAUGGGGAAGUCUAAGCUACUGAUAACGUUAACUAGGUUAUCAGAGCCGGUGCAGUUAACUAAAAGACAUUAUGCUGAUAUGAUGGUCGGUGUAGAAGAAGAUAACCUCAUUCUGUUUAAAGAAAAAAUAAGAUUGGAGGAUUUCUCAAGCCCUUAUCAUGCAACAGUGUUAUUUUCAAGCCCUCAGCAGGGAAAGCUGACAAUUAAGGCACAUCUGAUAUUUGAAGAAAUGAUUGGAAUGGAUCUCUGUCAUAAAGUUAUCGUCACACCACCAAUCGACUUAAACGUCAUUCACAAAUAUAGACCGAAGGAGCUCCCCUCCUUUAAUCCGAAGGAUGUUAUCAAGAAAAAUGAUAACGAUGUUAUUUCUGUUCCACCUUCCGAAGAAUAUCAGUACAACGACUUGAUAGAGAAGUCAAUUUCCAUGCCCAGCUUCAAACUUAUUGAUGAAGAUUCGGAAGAUGACAAACCUGUUGUCGAGACUGAAGAUGAUGAUGACUGCAGAAUUAUAACUGAAAGGACAGUGUUUGACCACAUUCGGAAAAAGUCAAAGACAUUACCCGUUCUGCCCACGUCCAAAGAUACGCAUUCCCCAUCAUUAGAGGACUUCACACUCAUCAGACAACGCACUCGCGAGAGGCAUCUCGAACUCGAUAACAUGGACAUUAUGGAAGUACAGCAGAGCAGUAAAAUUCGACGAACCAGGAUGGCUACUCAAUACCCUGAAAUUACAGAUCCAAAACGAAAGAUACACAUUAUUGACGAAGAUGGUCCGACAGAGAUACCUAAGAGCUCUAAUGACUACUCUUAUCUCACGAAUGACGCAGAAUUAUUCGCAGGAGAUGAGUUUUUUGAAGAAAUGUGGGGCGGAGAAGGCGUUAAACAAGUUACUGAGCAUCAGAAUAUUGAAUCAGGAAAAUUGUCCGAAGAAACAAUUUUCGAACAUGUAAGGAAAAAGGGUAGGAAUUUCCCGGCUGAUUCCACAGAAUCAAGUUUGGAUUGUCGUAUCUCUCACACGCAAAGGAAGGGGCCGUCGGUUCGUAUAUCCAUGGCGAAGAACGACAUCACCUCUGGUGAAAGUGAUGUCACUAAGCUGUUCUCUUCUCCAAGUUCGGAGAAAAGACAGUUUUGUUCACUGGGAAUGGCAGGAGAGGUUAAGAAAGAGAAUGCGUUUCUUGGUUUUCAGAGUGUGUUUUCGUUUCUUUAAAAAAUUCGAUGCAUUGGGAUACAUGCAACUGUGUUUUUAUUCGAAGUCUGCAUGGUUGUGUUAGUAUCUCUUUUAUUUCAAAUAAAUUGAGUUAUAGACUUUGGUUUAUUAGGGAAGAUACUGCAUGAAUUAAACAAGAUUUUGUCUGUCCAUAGUACUGCCAUCUUUUAUUUGUUUUACUUUCCAUGUGUUUCUU